ACACAAAACUGGCAUCUGACAGAGCAGACACAAAACAAGAAUGAUGAAGGUCUUUUUGGUUCUGGUUCUUGCCGUAUUCACAGGUUGCCAAGCUAACUUGUUCUAUGCUGAUGAGCCCAAACCACAGCUGGAGCAGUUGACUGAUGCUUUCUGGGACUAUGUGGCCAAAGCAACACACACUGCUGAAGACACACUAAAAACAAUUAGAGAGUCUCAACUUGGACAGGAAGUCAAUGCUAGAAUUACAGAUGGUGCUAAUGUGGCCAGUCAGUAUGCUGUCACUCUUCAGAACCAAAUGAACCCUCUGGCCCAGGACAUCAUGGCCAAAAUCACCAAAGAGGCUGAACUUCUGAAGGAGCGUGUCGAGCUGGAACUGUCUACUGUAAAGGACAAACUGGAUCCCUAUUCUGAGGACCUGAAGACCCAAAUUCAGCAGAGACUGGAGGAGCUAAGAGCAGCUGUUGCUCCCUACGCCGAGUCCUUUGACUCUGAUGCUCUAAAAGCCACUGUGCUGCAGAAGACCCUUGAGCUCAGGGGAAGUGUUGAGGAGAAGGUUACAGAGAUGAAGUCCAAACUAGAGCCCUACACUGAAGAGCUCAAACAGAAAGUAGAUCAGCACCUGCAGGAAUUCCAGAAGACUGUGGCUCCUCUGACUGAGGAUCUUCAGGCCAAGGUUGCUGAGAGAGCUGCUUUGGUUCAGCAGGGUCUGGCUCCCUUUGCUGAGGACCUGAGAGAGAAACUCGACCCCUACGCCGAAAACCUGAAAGACCAGCUCACCUCUCUUUAUGACUCCUACAUCAGGACUAGUUAAAUACUCCAAACUUACUGGACUGUGUUUUCUUUUCUCACUUUAAAUAUUAAAUAUCAAAUAUUCAAUUCUAUAUUGCAUAUAAAAAAAUAACCAUACCCUAAACAAUGGACUUUAUCAGCUUUCUAGCAAUGUAGUGAAAUGUUCUUACAAGUGGAAGAAAUAAAUAUAAAUAUAUUUUAUUUGUAUAGUGCUGUGAUGUAGUGGUGUAUUAAUUGUAGAUAUUCUUUUUUGUGCAUUGUUCCCAUUUUUUAAAAUAAGUAAACUAUUUUUAACAUACCCCAUGCUUUCUCUUGUUUUUUUAAAUAAAUAUUGGAAAAACAUCUUUGCUAUUUUCAGCAAGUGCACUUGAUAGAUUUCUAACAAAAGUAAAACUUAUUUUCCACAUACACUGUACUUUUCCCAUGCUAAACCUAAAGGAUUGGAUUAAUCUUUGGGACUUAUGAUAUACGAAGUAUUAAACUAUCUAAUUGUGAGGUAGGUCAAAUAUGAAUCAUACACGUUUUAUUCAUUUGUUAAAGUCUUUUAAAAGAUUAAUUAAAAAUGUAUGAUUAUA
Clarias gariepinus (North African catfish) is the source of this 1364-nucleotide messenger RNA. Its product is annotated as apolipoprotein A-I-like. Lineage: Eukaryota; Metazoa; Chordata; Actinopteri; Siluriformes; Clariidae. The transcript has 4 exons. Gene Ontology annotation, biological process: phospholipid efflux; cholesterol biosynthetic process; lipoprotein metabolic process. Gene Ontology annotation, cellular component: high-density lipoprotein particle; blood microparticle; extracellular region. The record is from RefSeq and is a predicted model, not a curated record. Gene Ontology annotation, molecular function: phosphatidylcholine-sterol O-acyltransferase activator activity; phospholipid binding; cholesterol binding. Bases 41 to 811 code for a protein of 256 amino acids.